GGCACACGCGUCCUCCCACAUAGCACAAGGUGAUGAACAAAUUGAUUGCGUGCAACACACUCUGGACGAUCCGCCCAGCCCGAAAUGAAAAACUGAUGGAAAGAAAAAAGCCGCCGCCCGCGUUCGAAAAAGCAAACGCAGAACGGCGCAGGGCAGCAACCAAUCCACGUCACAUGCACAUCACCACAUCGCUAUGACACACGUACACCCGGCAGGCAGGCAGUACACCGCAGCAAUAGAGGUCAGGUCAGCCGAUCGAGGGGAAAAACGCCCUCGCGAGUCAGUCAGUCACACGAUGGAUGUAGCAGUGCAUGUAGGGACAUGAAUCACGACGCAAGAAGGGGCUCAUUCUUGUCAUCUGUGCCGAUCGGCACCACCACGCUCUUGGCCAUCCCUCCAGUGCCCGGCGCCUCCACGAACCCCUCGGGCAGAGCUGGCUCGGGUGUUUCCCAGUGCAUGUCGUCCAGGAAUAGCUUGGAGGGCGGCACGGCGUCGGCCUUGAGCACCAGCAGCCCCGUGAUGAGGCCGGCUGUGAUGGCCACACCGAGCAUGACGACGAUACCCAGGAGCUGCGUGACGGCCUGCACACACACAGAUAGAGCAAAAUCGAGCAAGAUGGGAUUUGCUGUAACUGUAUGUGAGCGCACUGUAUGUGGGUACCGAUGGAGUGUCUGACGUCAGUGAAGCGACGAUGACCGAGAUGACGGCCCCGAGCAGUGCCGGCAUGCCGUGAAGGUUGUGGACACCACACGUGUCAUGCAGCCCCAAGUAGCGCUCCAUUGCAGGCUGCGAUAUAAGAAAGGGCCCAUCCUGUGGGAUUCUUCCCAUAUAUACGUCCUACCUACCGAGAUGAAUGCGAUGCCGACGACGGAGAGGAUCCCCGCCAAGGAGCCGACGACCAUGGCCCCCCACGGAUGGAUGGGAAAGUUGGCCACGAUGCCCACGGCAACACCUACAAGCACACCGAACAGAAGAAUACAGCAUGGAAACCCCGCUUCCCCCUUCGCCCUUUUCCCUCCUCUCCUCUCACCGCCUGCCAAUGUCGCAUUCUGCACGUCCACCAUGCUGAGCUUCUUCAUUUCCUUCUCAGGCCGAAUGCUCAUCGACACUGCCAUCGCCGUCAGACACGAACUCGCAAUUGCCAGGACGGUGUGAAGGAUACACAUCUCGCGAGCAGCCCCGUGGACAGGGAUGGCCACAAAGGAUGGCCAGAAGAUCCACAGGAAGACCGACCCGAUCAUGGCGAACAGGUCGGAGAAAUACGACGACGCGUUGUCGGGCUGCUCGGCCAGCACCUCCCUGGGAGAGAGAAUGGCAGACGCGGCAAGACCUGAACGACGACAGACAGACAGACAGACAGACGACAUGAAAAACAUGCAUGAAACGCACUGGAGCGUCUCUGGCAGCGUACCGAAAUAGCAGCCGAACGCGUGGAUGCCAAGGGAUCCACCAACAUCGCUGACGCCCAGUAGGUCCAGCAGGCGGAGAUUGACGGCAUACGCGACACACUCGAACAGCGUCAGGAACAUGAGCUGCAGCGGGCCUGUCUUGCCGAGAAGGGCGCCGAAAGAGAUCAGAACUGCGGCGGCCGCGAAGUCGCCUGUUCUUUAUACAGAUCUGUGUACACUGAUGUACCCCGACGCCAAGCACCCGGCCAUACCUUGCACGAGCUGCUGCACCGAUAUGACGACUUUCGUGGGGAAGGACGCCUCGUCGGAUGCUGACGGGAUCAGCUGCUUGGAGUACCCAACCACCAGCAUCGCCCACUCUGCAGGACAGGCAUGACGGGAGAACGAUGCAUCCGACACUUCCUCUCUGUGCUCCCCACUUACCGAUGGCCAGCGCAGCGAUCAUGUAAUUGAAGCCCACGGCAGAGAAGCCAUAGCGACGGAGAAAGGCCAUCAAGAAGCCUGCAUGAGCCACCGUGCAAUGCACAUCGCCCGCCUCAUGACAUUGUAAGUGCGCCAACCUACCAAAUCCGAUGAAGAUCAUAACAUGCACGUCCUGGUAUAGUGCAUAGUCGUCUGUGAGGUGCGUGUCCGGCUUGGUCUUCAGCGUGGUUGUGCUGCCAACAGCGUAGAGGGCGAUGAGCGCUCCCUGGAUGAUCAAGAAGGCAAGCGUGAAGCGGUACGAGCGACCAAUGGAAGCACUCAUCGCAGCUGCCCCUGCAGCCCCAGGGCCUGACAACGUCAGCAAAGCACCCCACGCGUCGGCACGUGCGCACAAGAGUGGAUGAUGCGCAUCGAUGGCUGGUGGGUGGAGUGUGCUUACCUGUGGAUAGAUCUACGUAAGCAACGACCUUACAAUCAACAGGGGCUUGAAGCAGGAUGCAUCGAAUUGGCUUAGCUCGCAU
Messenger RNA from Vitrella brassicaformis, 2353 nucleotides. Lineage: Eukaryota; Vitrellaceae. The record is from the annotation of a GenBank genome assembly.